Messenger RNA from Prorocentrum cordatum, 721 nucleotides. NCBI's taxonomy places the organism in Eukaryota, Dinophyceae, Prorocentrales, Prorocentraceae. The record is from the annotation of a GenBank genome assembly.
CACCACAUGGCGUGGUCACCGCACCGUUUGGGCCCCCCCGACCUGUCCCGCAUCUCCCUCCCGGUCCCAGGUGAGACACAACAAAAGCUCGCUGGUGCCUUAGAUCAGCGCAACUGGGGCAUAGCACAUUGGCUAGCUAGUCUCCCAUGCAACGGGCCCUGCAAGAGUGGGCAUUCGCACCUGCUCCGCCCUGUGGAAAACAAGGAGCAGAGGAGGAGGAGGAGGAGGAGGAGGAGGAGGAGGAGGACGACGACGACGGAAGGGGGGGGGGGAGAGGAGAACGCGCGCCGUGGAAGACGGCCCACGGGGAGCCGGCCAGUGUCGACUAAGGGCACCCUUCGCAACCCAUGACCCUGGUCCUACACGCGUCCAGGCCGCAGGGCACGGCAGCCGCGGAAACAGAAGCCGCAUUGGCCGUGCAUCGCAGCCAGAGCAGAGGCAGGGGUGGAAGGAGGGAGGGACACAACAAAGAAGAGGAGGACCGGGAGGAGGGGGAGCGCCGGCCGUGCCGAGCGGCCGGAGCGGGGGCGCCAUUUGUCGGCGCAGGGCGGCCGCUGUCGGCUCACGCGCGGGGGCGGCGCGCUCUAUUUCCCCGCCCUGCGCGGGGUUGCGGCGAGGAUGUCAAUGGCGGGGACUUGCGUCGUCUGCCAGAUUUGCCCGUCCAUCUCGGGGUCGAGGAGGUCCAGAAAUGCACCUUCUUCAGGGUGCUGUCGAUCUCCUC